This is a messenger RNA of Pseudozyma flocculosa PF-1, 3438 nucleotides long. RefSeq lists its product as uncharacterized. The record is from RefSeq and is a predicted model, not a curated record. The transcript is spliced from 3 exons. Gene Ontology annotation, molecular function: catalytic activity. NCBI's taxonomy places the organism in Eukaryota, Fungi, Basidiomycota, Ustilaginomycetes, Ustilaginales, Ustilaginaceae. Bases 1 to 3438 code for a protein of 1145 amino acids.
AUGAUCUGCGGGUCGUCGUCAAAAGCCACGCGCGAGGGCGCACAGCACCUCGCACAUACAUCCGCCGGCGCAGACGUCGGCACCUGCCAGGAUGCCCGUCCGCAGUCGCAGCAGGCCACCAUCACCUCGGCAGUCGCAGCCGACCCAACCCUGCCGCCCUCGAAAGCCGCAGAGAUCCUCUUCCCACCACCCUCGGCCGCUCGCCGCGGCCUGCUCCGCUUCACCAUCAAGGAACAGCUCGAAGAGGGUCGCGGAAAGCACUGGGUCUGGGACAAGGGCGCCGUGCACGACGGCAACCGCGAGCCCGACGACGACGAGCUCGAGCGCGUCCGGCUCCGCUACGGCUACAAGGAGCUCGAAAAGGGCGGGCCCUCGCGCCUCUACCUCAUGAUGCUGGCCGACUGCCUCCUCCCGCUGCCGAGGAACCCCAUGUCCGGUGUCGUCUCGCCGCCGCUGCUCGCAACGACCGGCAUCGCGCCGCUGUCGAUCUUCUCGACGGGGCCCGACAUCAUCGGCCACUACUACGACUGCAUCGUCGCGGCGCGCAAGGAAGUCAUCCUGCUCACCAACUACUGGCAGGGCGGCAAAAACGUCGACAAGAUCGCAGAGGCGCUGAGAGAGCUCGACCGCAGGGUCCAGAAGAGGCGGCGCCAGGCAGCGGCGACGGCGGCACGACGGGGCCGAGGCCGGGGCGCCUCGCCAGAGAGCGGCCGCACCGGCGACAGCGGCGCCAGCACGCCCGCGGUAGCGGCCAGCGAGGCCGAGAAGCAGGCGGCGCGGCUCACUGAUACCGGCGCGCCAGGCUCGGCGGAGCGGUCCGAGGGCGACAAGGCUAGGCUCGAAGGCGACCUGGACGAGGUCGAUGUCGACGAGCCGGGACCCGACGAAAAGGUCGUCGUCAAGCUCAUGUGGGACCGAGGCCCGCAGACGCUGGCGGACCUCUUCCGCUUGCGCAAGCCCGUCCCGCCGGGCAUGUGGAAGACCAACGGCCUGCCCGAGGAACACGAGAUCCCCAACCUGACCAUGGAGAUCCUCAACUACCACCGGCCGCUGAUGGGCACGUUCCACGCCAAGCUGCUCAUCGUCGACCGGCAGGUGGCGCUGAUCAACAGCAACAACAUCCAGGACCGCCCCAACAUCGAGGCCUGCGUCCGCUUCGAGGGCGACAUUGUCAACUCGAUCUACGACCACGCCCUCAUCAGCUGGGGCAACCGUCUCCAGCCGCCUCUGCCCUGCCUCUCGAUCCCCGCCCCCGUCGCGCCAUCGCCCUCGGCGUUCAUGACGGGCAAGUCGAGCACGCUGCCCUCGAUGUCGCCCGAAAAGAUGCGCGAGAUGGCCCGCAACGCGCGCCAGCAGCUCAAGCAGGACGACGAGGCGACCGAGGACGAAAAGGAGCGCAGCCUGGUCGGCGGGCUCCACCUCGGCGACGUCGUCGACCAGAUGAUGCGGAGGGACAGCUACAGCCAGCUCGAGUCUCCGACGGCGGGAGGCGGCGGCGCGGCGGCCGCGGCGGCAGCGGCGACACCCGUCGGAGGUGCGUCGGCGGGGACGCCAACGACAUCGCCGACGGCCGACGGAGGCAGCGCAGCCGGCGUCGACAGCGAAAAGGCGGCGCGGAAAGCCGGGGCGAUCUGGGCGCACAAGGUGCUGGGCGAGAGGUUCGGCGGGUCUGGGCAGCACGGCAAGAUGGGCGCAGGCGGCGCCGAGCACGGCGACCCCGCCGCAGCCACGGGAGCGCCGCGGCCGCGCAACUUUGCCGAGGUGGUCGACGCCUUGAUGAAGAUGGAGGGCAUCAAGCCCGGCGGAUGGGCCGACGGCGCGCUCGAGGUGUUCGGGCUCGGACCCAGCAGUAGCCGCAAUGUGGCCAACGAGGUCCGACGUAACCCGCGCCCGCGCAACCUCGACGCAGCGGCAAGGGGCCUGCGCAUCCCCAAGCCGGUCAAGGAGGAGGAGGGCCUCCACCGUGAUGAAGCCAGGCACGACGGCGCCGGACCCAGGCCGGCAGCAGCAGCGGCGGCCGCGAAGCUCUACGACCAGAACAAUGCUGGGAGCCACGAGGCCCUCAGCACGACCGUCGUCGACGGUGACCUGAGCCCGCGGCUCGACAGCUCCGGCCUCCACGACGACGACAGGGACGUCGACAAGGCCAAGGCGGUGCGCGAUCCGGCGCUGGUCACCGUGUCGCAUGUCGAUGGCCACCACGACGCGUCGCAGCCGGCACCGCCGCUUGUCGUUGCGCCCGCCUCGGCCGACUCGUCGAAGCUCGAGGUGCCUGGUGCCCGCGAGCAACGCGGCGAAUCGGCCGUCGCCGACGACGAUGCCGACGCCGAGGGCGAUGGCGACGGCGCACCGGGCUCGGUGGCCUACCGCCGCAUCCACCGGCGGACGCUGUCCAACCUGUCGAGGUCGUCGGGCGCCGAGCGGCUGAGCGCCAUCACCAAGGCGCUCGACUUUGCCAACAACUCCAAGGUCAAGGGCGAGAUCACCGCCGACGACCUGGCGGACCGGGCGCUCGAGGCGGCGGCGGCCGAUGCGCUGCUCGACUUCCAGCCCUACACCUUCCACCAGCCGCACGAGCCCGUGCCCAUGGCCCUCGUCAACCGGCGACCGCACGGCACGCCCGGCCACUCGGACAUCCGCAACCCGCAGGACGCCGCCUGGCUGGCCGGGUUCCGAUACGCCAAGGAGCACGUCUUCAUCCAGUCGCCCACGCUCAACGCGUCGCCGAUCAAGGCGGCCGUGCUGGCGUGCGUGCGGCGCCACGUGCGCGUCGAGCUCUGGCUCGACCUGGGCUUCAACGACAAGAGCGAGAGCAUGCCGUUCCAGGGCGGCACCAACGAGCAGGUCGUCACCGGCUUCUACCGCCAGCUGCGGCGCGAGGGCAAGGGCGACGAGCGCUACCUCGAGGUAUACUGGUACACGGGCAAGGACAUGACGCGGCCGCUCAACGCGGUGCGCAAGCAGCGCAACUGCCACGUCAAGUUUGCCGCCAUCGACGGCCAGGUGGCCAUCCUGGGCAGCGGCAACCAGGACACGCAGAGCUGGUUCCACAGCCAGGAGAUCAACGUCAUGGUCGACAGCCGCCAGAUUGUGGCCGAGUGGAUGGACGCGCUGCGCCGCAACCAGAGCACCCACCUCUACGGCAAGGUCGACCAGCGCGACGGUGUCUGGCGCGGACGCACCGGCGCCGAAAUCGCCGAUACGGGCAAGGACCGCACCUCGCCCCAGAGCGAGGCGGCGAGCGGUUCGACGGCCGCCAACGGUGGCGCUGCCGGUGGCGCCGUCGUCGUCGACGCUGCGCCGGCGACCGGCGAUGGUGGUGCCAGUUCUGGCGCCAGUGCUGGUGCCACAGCGGGCACCGAAGCCACCGGCGCCGCUCCUGCUCCUGCUCCCGCCUCUGUCGCUGCGGCGCCGACUGCGGAUGCCUCGGCCAAGUAG